Racocetra persica is the source of this 5027-nucleotide messenger RNA. NCBI's taxonomy places the organism in Eukaryota, Fungi, Glomeromycota, Glomeromycetes, Diversisporales, Gigasporaceae. The record is from the annotation of a GenBank genome assembly.
CCCAUUCGAAUACCAACAUUUUAUUUUCAUCAAUAUGAAGAAGUUUUUAAAAAAUAUAAAACUUCUUUAGAAAAUAUAAAAGAAUUUGCAAAAGAGAUAGCGAACAUUGAAAAAAAUUAUCAUUUCUUUUAUCCUUAUAGGCAUGUAAAAGAAAAAUAUGAAAGAUUGAUAAAAGAACAUGAAAAUUGUGAAAAAAAAUUAAAUCCAAUCUUGAUCAAAGUUAUAAUGAACAAACAAGAAAGUCAAUAUGAAGAUUUUAAAAAAAUCAACGAGAUUUUAAAAACUAUUCCUACUGAUGAUAAAAAUGACGCAAUAUCCAAAAUUGAAACGAUUGUCGAAGAUUUACUUAAAAGUUCUUCUAUAGAUGUCGUCACUAUUCCACGAAUCGAUUCUUCUUUAUUACUUGAUCCUCCUCUUACAGACGAUGUAGAUCAAGCUUGUGAACUAUUCAGGGGUCCAUGUAGUUAUUUAGAUGAUGAUGCUCCAAUGAGAAAUAUCGUAAGAAAGGUUUUUAAACGUGGUGUGGAAGUGGUUUGUGAACCUCUUUAUCAUUUCGAAAAGAAUAAAUCAAUUUUAUCAGAAUUAAAAAGAUGCGGUGACAGUCGAAAUAUUCUUAAAUUUUAUGGACUUUCUAAUGUUAAUGAAAAUGAAAUGUUGGUAUUCGAAUGGGCUGGAUUAGGUAGUUUAAGGAAUGUUUACCAAAGGAAAAAAAUCUCGUGGGAUCUAAAAGUUAAAAUUGCACGUGACAUUUGUCAAGGCUUGAUAUUUUUAAGUCAUGUUGACAUUUUUCAUCGUGAUCUUCGGUGUGAAAAUAUAGCAAUGACUUACUAUAUGGAACCAAAGAUCACCAAUUUUUAUCUUGCAAAACAUGCUUCGGAAAUAGGCCUUAGUAAUGAUCAUAUAUCGGAAUAUAUAUCGAGUAUUAUUAAUUGGGCCGCUCCUGAAAUGAUGCAAGAGAACCAUUUAUAUACACGAGAAUGUGAAGUUUUCAGUUUCGUAAUGCUUUUAUGGGAGAUGGCUUUUCAAAGAAUGCCUUAUAAAGACAAGAGUGAAGAGGAAAUUAGGACUCUUGUUACUCAGAAUCGUAGAGAAUCUCCUGAUCCACCUUUUUAUUCCUUGGAUUUCCUUAAUAUUCAAAGGAAAUACUUGAGAGUAAUUGCAGAAGGAUGGAAUGGUAAACCAGAAAAGAGAAUCAAGAUGGACGAUAUUCUACUAAAAUUUUUAGAUAUCGAAACUGAACUUACUAAGCCCAAGAGAAAUAAUUCCUCAUGUUCUGCUAAUUCAUCUGAUCAACUCGAUCAACUCACAAGUCCAAAUAGCCGCGUUAGAACUUAUUCAUCUCCACCUAAUCCUAAUCAACGUUAUAAAAAAUAUAAUAUGAAUCUUCAUAAUUCUAAUCGAAGUAUUCUAUCAAGACGACGUGAAGGAGAUCAUCACCAACCUGUACUUACAGAUGCUGCUUUGGCUCAAUCUCCUACCAGUUUUUGUUUUCCUGACAGUGCUGAUGAACAACCAUAUUUUAAUACUCAAACUCCAAGAUCUGCCUCAUUCGCUUCAAAUAUGUCUUGUAUUUCUUCAACUUCUGAUGAUUUAUUUGAAACUGCUCAUAGUACUUUAAAUAUUUCUUAUCAAGUUAAUGAUCCUUCAACUACUAUUUCGAAUCAUAAAGUUACUUCUCCUCCUCCUAUGACUUCAAUCGAUGAAUCUGAUGAAAUUUCGAAUUCUACUGUUAUGGAUAAUUCGAUUGAUAAUGUAAAGGAAAUUAGUCAUUUAAAAUCGUCAAACGCAAGUACUCAAUCAAUUGCGUUAGAAUCAUCAAGUAAAGACGACGUUCCUAAGUCAUUGGUUAAGGACGAUAUCUCGAAACCAUAUGAUAUCUCGAAACCAUUAAAUGAUGAUGAUAUCUCGAAACCAUAUGAUAUCUCGCAACCAUUAAAUGAUGAUGAUAUCUCGAAACCAUUAAAUGAUGAUGAUAACUCGAAACUAUUGAGUGAAGAUGAUGGCACGAAACCAUUAGAUGAAGAUGAUAAAGAAUCAGAUAAUGAUGAACCAUCGGAAGCUGAAGCCGAAGAUGAAAGAGUUAAACCAUCUGUGAAACCAAAAGCUCCAUCUGUUAAUAUACCAAGUUCGAUUAAUAAAAAUUUAGGUUAUGCUUCAAUUAUUAAAUCUCAAAAUUUUCAAUAUUCUACUACUUUCCCAUGUGCUACUCCAAAACCAAAAAUGAGAAUUUUAGAUACAAAAUUUCAAGCAAAAUUAAUCGUUUCUUCAAAAUCCAAGGAUUCCUUUUUAUUAGAAAAUAAUAUCGAUUCACUUGCUAUUGAUGUGAAUCAUCUCGAUUGGGUAUCUAAUGCGGAUCCUUUAAUCAGCAAAUCACAAGCUAACGAUAUUUAUUUGGAAUUAAAAUGUAUAAGAGCUGAAAUCAUUUUCGAGAAAGGUUCCAUGAAACCUAAUGAAAUCUUAAUCGGUGCUAUUGAUCGUGCUUUAGAUCAAAAAAAUCCUUAUCGUGAAUUGUUAAAAGUAUUCGAACAAUUUGGUCAUUUCUUACCUAAAAAACUUAUACUUGGUGAUAAAUUAAAUUCAAUGACGAAAAAUUCUUCAACACAAAAAUCUUCUGAUUCAAAGAUUAAUAUUAAUAAAGAAAUUAAGACCAUCGAUGAUUUUUCAAAAAAGACUGGUGAUUACAAUGAUAUUCUUAAACAAUGGGGAAAACUCUCAAAAUCUUCCAACACUGAUUCGUUAUCAUUAACUUCAAUUAAUGGUAAAUCGGUUAAAGGAAGUGGUAUUAAAGAUUGGGCAAUUGCUAGUUUGAAAAGUGGACCUGACUCUUGGAAUAUUAUCGGUUGGGAAGGUUUAUAUCCAAUAUAUGAAAUUUUGGAUGAAGAUAUGAGUCAAGAUGUUAAAUUAUUCCUUGGAAAUGAUGAACAAACGAUUCAAACCAAAAUUAAAGAAAAAAUUCUUAGAUCAGGUUCAAUACCAAUUGAAGGUUCAGAUUGUAAAUUCCCUGUAAAAUUCGAUUCUCCUUUAGAAUCAAAAAAUUAUCAAAUUUUCGGUAGAAUUAUGACUCAAAAUGGUUCUCCAUUGAAUAAUGCUAAUGUUAAAUUUGUAUCAAAAGAAAAAACUGGAUUUUUAGCGAUAAUUGAUAUCUUUUCUGCAGGGGAACCGCCAAAUAAUUUACAAAUAGUUUGGGUAUUAAUAGGAAUACCAGCUGAAAUUGGUAUUUAUGAUGCGAAUACACGAAACAUCUCCAUUUUGAGCGCGGGUAAAUGUCCGUUUACUCCAAAAACCAAGGAUACAGGAGUAGAGAGUUGUGAUGUUCAAUUAAAAACUCUCGACGUUUUACAACCAAACGCAGUUCUCAUUACUUCAUUUAAAUAUCCUAAAUUAAGUUACAAACAAUAUUACAUGGCAAAAGUUAAAGAAACACCGGAACUUCAUUGGUACGCUAUAUUAUUGGAAGAUGAAGAUUUAGGUGAAUUAGGUCAAAGUGUUCAUACAAAUCAUUUAAGAUCAAGCACCGAGAAUGCCGAUUUAGAUUUAAGUUAUAAGAAACUUGAUAGUGAAACAAGCAAAGUGAUGAUAAAAACUUUAAAAGAAAAUAAAGCUAUUAGUAGUUUAGACAUAAGCGAUAAUAAUAUUAGUUUGGCAUUAGGAAAAGCUCUCAUGAAGGUUUUAGAAACCAAUAAUACUCUCACCUCCUUAAAUCUAAGAUCGACUUAUUUGGAGUCCGAAGUAUUAAAUCAUUUGAUGAAAAUUUUAAAAUCAAAUAAAACUCGACUUGCCGAUUUGAAUUUAAGCAAAAACGGUGAUAAAGUUGGUAAAAAAGGAAGACUUAUAAUAGAAACUUUGGCAAAAAAUACAACGCUUAGAACCUUAAACUUGAGUGAUAAUCCUAUUGAUUGGAGCGAUGUAAGAUUUAUUGGUUUAGAAAGUAACAGAACACUUGAAAAUUUAGAUUUAAGUAAUAGUGGUAUUACUCAUAUUGCGGUAGAAAAAUUGAAAAAAUAUUUGAUAAGAUCAAAGAAACUUAAAGUAUUAAAUUUAAGUUCCAAUAAUCUUACAUAUCAAUCAGAACGAGUAAUAGCAGAAAUUUUGUCAACAAAUAGAACUCUUAGAUCUUUAAAUUUGGGUUCUAACAAGAUUAGUUCGACGAUAGAUUCUUUGGAAAGAGAUACAAGAACAAGUUUUACGGGUAGAACGAGUAGAUAUUCUUACGACAGGAAUAGUGCUUUAAAAGUCAAUAAUUUGGCAAAAGCAUUGGAAAAGAAUAAGGCUCUUAAAAAACUUGAUUUAAGUUCCAAUUAUAUUCGUCUCGAAGCUGGAAGAAGUAUAGCAAAAGCUUUAUCUAUUAAUAAAUGUAUUAGUGAAUUAAGCUUGAGCGAUAAUGGUAUUGUUUCUGAAUUAAAAGAUCUUUUAAUAAACAUUUUAUCAAAUACCAACAUUACCAGUAUUAAUUUAAAAUCGACAAAGAUUAGUUCUGAUAUGGUAAUAUCCAUAUCGGAAUUAUUAAGAUUGAACAAAACCAAACUUCAUACCUUAAAUUUAAGUCGUAAUGAUGUUAGUAGUGAUGCUAUAAGUAAUUUGAUAGAAUCUUUAGAAGAAAAUACGUCUCUCAGAGUUUUGGAUUUGAGCAAUAUUAACAAAGCUGGACAAAUUGGAAAAGAACUUGAAAGGUCUUUGGAAAAAAAUAAAACUCUCAAAGUUUUAAAUUUAAGUUACAGUAAUGUUCGUUCUCGUGCAGUAAAUGCUUUGGCAAAGGCUUUAGAAACAAAUUACGUACUUUCUGAUCUGGAUCUAAGUAAUAAUAAUGCUUCAAUGGCUUCCUUGAUGAAACCGUUAGAGACGAAUAAGGCACUCACUAGAUUAAAUUUAAGCGAUAUAGAUUUAACUUUACCUGAGAUGGAAAAUUUAGCAAACGCUUUAAAAAUCAACAACACACUUACUCAUCUAUAUCUAAGUAAAAGUAUAGAAGAUCUUGAAAUCGGAAAGGUAUUGUUUGAAGCUGUAGAAGAAAACAAGAAGGUUGAAAG